AUGCAACACAAUGGUGAAGGGGAAGAAGAAAUCACACUCAAGAUGGCCAAAAACGCUCUGAAGGUGACUGUAGACGGCAAGCGUCGCCUCGACCUCAGCAACAUGGCGAUCGCCACAUUUCCCAAGUGCAUCCUGAAGCUCAGCGACAUAGAGGAGCUCGACCUCAGCCGCAACCUUCUCAAGAAGAUCCCAGACGCCAUCGACAAGUUCGUGAACCUCCGUUUGCUGGACCUGCACAGCAACCAUCUGGAGCAGGUUCCUGCGGCUAUCGGCCGCCUGCAUAACCUCUACAGCCUCAACCUGAUCAGACUUAUGAUACAAAACUACGAAAACAAAGCUUAA
Messenger RNA from Sinocyclocheilus anshuiensis, 342 nucleotides. RefSeq names its product leucine-rich repeat-containing protein 18-like. The record is from RefSeq and is a predicted model, not a curated record. NCBI's taxonomy places the organism in Eukaryota, Metazoa, Chordata, Actinopteri, Cypriniformes, Cyprinidae. Gene Ontology annotation, cellular component: cytoplasm. The transcript is spliced from 3 exons. Bases 1 to 342 code for a protein of 113 amino acids. Gene Ontology annotation, molecular function: protein binding.